AUGAUCCAACUCGCCCUUUCGUUAAUGGUCACUACGGAACUCGCCUUAGUUCCAUUGCCAUACUGGAUGCUCAAACUGUCGUUAUUCAAAAGUUUACUAUACAAGGGAGUAAGCCACCAGGUGAGUAACUUAACUUCAAGAGGAGAAAGUCAGCCGUUAGAUGCAUGGAUUUAUGCAGGGCGAGGAGAGAUCAAUCAAGAGAACGGGAAGAAAGCGCUCAUACUAGGAAGAGACACACCUGAACACCACUGUUCCAUAAAGGAGGACUGGACGAACGAGGACAUUGUUGUUCGUUUGGGAGAAUACCAAACUGUUUAUGAUAUUGAAUGGAUAAGCGUGUUUUGCUACAACUACUCAGUCGAUUUCGCUCAUCUUCCAGUUAAAAUGGAUCACACCAAGGAUUUUGUCCCAGCGCAUUUACCAGAACUUCGGAAAAUGGCGCCUUUCCGCGAAAGAAAAAGAGAAUGUGUUUAA
Messenger RNA from Strongylus vulgaris, 474 nucleotides. The record is from the annotation of a GenBank genome assembly. NCBI's taxonomy places the organism in Eukaryota, Metazoa, Nematoda, Chromadorea, Rhabditida, Strongylidae.